UGUUGUUACUGUUUGUUUUCUUUCUUUUGAUCUCUGUCUCCCCCCCCCCUCCCAGUUAUCAGUCAGGUUAAUGACCUCCUGUACUUGUCUUUCAGAAUUCAGUCCUCUCUUAUAGAGAAGUGCCUUACGAUAAAAACUCAACAUGUUUUGGGUCUUCAGGACCUUUCUUUGUCUACUUCUUGUGCACUGUGUCACUCCUGACAUCUUCCUCCACACCAAGGAUGCCAACCAGGUCCUCACACGCCCCAGGCGAGCCAACACCAUAUUUGAGGAAUUUAAACAAGGCGACGUGGAGCGUGAGUGCAGGGAAGAGCGGUGCGAUCGCGAGGAAGCCCGAGAGAUCUUUGAGGAUAACAAAAAGACGGAUGAGUUCUGGAACGUAUACUUUGAUGGAGAUUCGUGCAUAUCUCAGCCUUGUCAAAACAAAGGUGUGUGUAAAGAUGGAAUUGGACGAUAUACCUGUUACUGCCCUGAACUGGUUCAGGGACACAACUGUGAGAUUGUAAUACCACAGCUGUGUGAGGAUAAAAACGGCGGUUGUGAGCACUUCUGCAAAGUGGACAAGAGUAGGGGGACAGCAGUCUGCUCUUGUGCCAAAGGUUACAACCUCGUAGAUGACGGAAAGUCUUGUACAUCUUACGAUCCCUUCAAAUGUGGCUAUGUGUUUCCGAAACCAACCCGAAGCAUUUUACAGCAUCGUCCAACGGGAAACAUCACUAAUACUGGCAAUGGCACUAGCCCUACCCUUGCGUCAGUGGGAAUACAGGAAACUGAAGGAAAUACAGUGAACAUCACUGCAGAAAAGGCUGCCACAAAUUCCACUCAGAGCCAUGCAGAUACCAACAGCUUGUUUGGACUGACGGAACCCGGUCCCACUGUCUUGGAGGACCCGGUGACUGGAGAAUCUCACGGACACAAAAGGAUCGUGGACGGCGAGGAUUGUCCUCCUGGAGAAUGUCCAUGGCAGGCGCUGCUUAUAAAUGAGGACCGAAUCGGCUUCUGUGGAGGAACCAUUCUAAAUGAAUAUUUCAUUUUGUCAGCAGCCCACUGCAUGAAAAUGUCUCGCUCCAUCACAGUUAUUCUAGGUGAAACAGAUACAUUGGUUAGAAGCGGGCAAGAAGUGGAACAUGCCGUCGAACAGGUACUGGUGCAUACGAAAUAUCAUUCCGACACCUUCCACAACGACAUUGCCCUCAUCAAGCUUGUGAAGCCCAUUACUUUCACCCGGUACAUCCUCCCAGCAUGCCUCCCCGAGCACGACUUUGCAGAGCGUGUGCUCAUGCAAGAAGACUACGGCAUGGUGAGUGGAUUUGGUCGUCUCUCUGAGGGUGGUCUCCAGUCCACUGUCCUGCAGAGACUCAACGUGCCCUAUGUAGACCGUUCCAUCUGUAAAGAGUCCACCGAGUUCAACAUCACCCUUCGCAUGUUCUGUGCCGGCUACGACAAGCUGGAAAAGGAUGCGUGUCAAGGUGACAGCGGUGGUCCUCAUGUCACCAAAUACAAAAAUACAUGGUUUGUGACAGGUGUGGUAAGCUGGGGUGAGGGCUGCGCUCGCAAAGGCAAGUAUGGCAUCUACACGCAGGUGUCCAAGUACCUCAAGUGGAUUAGGCUCGUCAUGGAAAACGUCUUGGCCGAGUCUAAAAACGCCAAGAAUUCCAGGAAAAAAAGGCAGGCACCCGGGCACGUGCCUGUGUUUCGGAUGUGAAUUAAGAUCAAUUAUGAUAAAUUAUAUGUAAGAGAGAUGCAAAAUGUAACAAAAACAGCAACUGGAACUAAAACCACAUUUGAAUAAAAGGUUCCAUAUAUCAGUCAACUCAUCAUGUUGCCGUUGUCAUUUGUCAACUCUGAGUUUUACAAGAA
This is a messenger RNA of Neoarius graeffei (lesser salmon catfish), 1860 nucleotides long. It is a transcript of the gene f10, whose product is annotated as coagulation factor X. The transcript has 8 exons. Gene Ontology annotation, biological process: blood coagulation; proteolysis. The record is from RefSeq and is a predicted model, not a curated record. The coding region runs from base 143 to 1705 and encodes 520 amino acids. Gene Ontology annotation, molecular function: serine-type endopeptidase activity; calcium ion binding. NCBI's taxonomy places the organism in Eukaryota, Metazoa, Chordata, Actinopteri, Siluriformes, Ariidae. Gene Ontology annotation, cellular component: extracellular region.